Messenger RNA from Trichomonas vaginalis G3, 324 nucleotides. Its product is annotated as protein of unknown function, DUF4106 family. The record is from RefSeq and is a predicted model, not a curated record. Lineage: Eukaryota; Parabasalia; Trichomonadida; Trichomonadidae. Bases 1 to 324 code for a protein of 107 amino acids. The transcript has a single exon.
AUGCCAUAUGUGAAAGUAUGGACUCAUACAGGAGGUCAAAAAACUCAAUAUACAAAUGGAGACCGUUCAAACUUUUGGCUUGGCAUUCCAUUUGCUGACUCAGAAGACUUUAUGGGUGGUAUUUCAACUGUUGGUACUGUACAAAUACAAUAUACUGGUGACAGAGACGGUCCAGAUGAAUUGAAAGCAAAGAAGUUUACAAAACCAAUAGCACUUUUCACGGAAGAUGCUCUUUUGAAGAUUCGUUCGAUGAAACCUGCUGGGGCUCCUCAGAUUGGUAUAACGACAGCUUCCAUCGAGCAGAUUUUGGCAGCAGGUCAGUAA